AUGAGCGAGCGAGGGAGGUGCGAGCGAGGGAGGCGCGAGCGUGGGAGGCGCGAGCGUGGGAGGCGCGAGGGAGGGAGGGAGCGAGUGAGGGAGGUGCGAGUGAGGGAGGCGCGAGUGUGGGAGGCGCGAGUGAGGGAGGAGCGAGUGAGGGAGGGAGGUGCGAGUGAGGGAGGGAGUCUAGUAAAGUGCUAUGUCCUGUGUUCUCAGUCUGGUAAAGUGCAGGCUGAUAACUGCGUGGGCCGCUUCCUCAUGGACCUGGUGAACAAAGUGCCGACGAUCGCUGCCGACGAGUUUGAAAACAUGCUCAACUCUAACAUCAACGACCUGCUGAUGGUGACGUAUCUGUCCAACCUGACCCAGGCUCAGAUCGCUCUGAACGAGAAGCUGGUGCUGCUCUGA
Messenger RNA from Knipowitschia caucasica, 399 nucleotides. Lineage: Eukaryota; Metazoa; Chordata; Actinopteri; Gobiiformes; Gobiidae. The record is from the annotation of a GenBank genome assembly.